Callorhinus ursinus (northern fur seal) is the source of this 6089-nucleotide messenger RNA. The record is from RefSeq and is a predicted model, not a curated record. NCBI's taxonomy places the organism in Eukaryota, Metazoa, Chordata, Mammalia, Carnivora, Otariidae.
CCCCCCCACCCCGCCCCAUGGUUAAGGAGGCAUCAUUUACAGCUGGUUUAUCCAACUACUCCAGAUUCAAGCUGUUUUCUUUCUAUAAGAAGUCAUGCCUUUUGUUUGAUCCUCACUCUUGCUUGGGCCAAGUGUGAAACCAGCCAAUGAGCCACUUGAGUUUCCUAUUGCCUACCUUUUAGGAAGUGCUUUAGAAUUCCCCUGAGCCAGUACGUCCAGUUUAUGAGCAGGGUGUUUGCUGCCGCGUGGAGAAAGUCGCAAGAAUAAGAAAUGAUACCUGACUUUUAUGGCCUCACCCUGGUGGGAGAGGCAGACACAUAGCUUUGCUCGAGGGCAGACUUUGGGAAGUAAAACAAAAAAACGGAAGAGCUAUGGAAAUGCUACAGUGUAAUCAUGCUGUUCUUUUUUCCACCUGUUUUUUACUUGACAUUGACUAAUAAAGAACUCUUGUCCUAUUGGAUUUAUUUAUGUUCCAGACCUUGUAGCAUUGGGGUUCAUUAAUGUUUUAUACCUUACUUUGUGGCAACAAACUCUUGGACACCCCACCCCCUGCCCCAGAAAAAAGUACAUAAACAUCUUUAACUUGGAGCAUCUCUAACGCUGAAGCACACCAAUUACAGUCGGCUCUGAAAUAGUUUAAUGACUUCCUCCUGCAGUUUCAGAGACCCGAUUGCUUUCUUUUCCUAGCCUUUUGUGGACAUGGUAGUGUUUGUCCAUAUCACAGCCUGUAGGUGGACAGAGGAAGCGAAGGAAACACAUCCAUCACUUUCUGUCCCAGUAAAGGCAGUGAGGGAGAGGAGCCUUCAACCUGGAGGAGUUUUGAUCCUUGAAAUUUGUUUUUAAAUCAUUCACAUUCCCUUUUCUUUCCCAGGUUAGUCCAAUAAUUCACUUUUAUGCCUGAAGCGACCGAUCCCCACAUAUUUUGUGUCCUACACUGACUGGCUAACAGGUAUCAGAGGGAAAUCAUUUCUUAAGAAUAAAAGGACACCGGUUAAGAAAGUGUUUUUCCUAGUCCUGGAGUGUUUAAAAAAAGCAGAUUCCUGGGUGCUCUCACAGAGCUCAAAUAGAAUCAAAACAUCCAGUGGGAGUAAGUGGGAACCUGCCUUUUAGACUUCAUCCCAGGAGAUUGAUCUGCAUAAUAAAGUCUGAGAACCACUGGGUUAGGGGAACAAGAUAAUGUACGUUAAAAUGCCAAUAGAAUUAUAAAAUCUAAAAGGCGGGACUCUCUAAAGAUUCAUAUAUAUAACUGCAGGUAAGUAAUUGUUCUUAUUUUGUCUUUCUAACAAAAGGUUAGUAAAUUAUUUUUUCAUUAUCCAGCUAAAGCUUUUAUUCUACAGCUGAUUCAUUGAAACGUUUGAUAGGUAAUUUCACACCUUUUAUACCAGUGAUAGGCCACAGAAGUAUAAUACCAACCACAUAUAUAUAAUUGAAAAUUCUCUGCCACCCACAUUAACAUACUUUUUUAGUAGAUUAAAAAAAAAACAGGUAAAAUUAAUAAUAUAUUUGAUUUAAGCCAGUUUAUCCAGAGUAAUACCAUUUCAUCAUGUAAUCAGUAUAAAAAUUAACAAGAUAUUUUAUUUUUUUUUUCCCCCUAAGUCUUCAAAAUCUGUCUAUGUUACCCUUACAGCAUCUGUCACAUUUCUGGUGCUCUGUAGCCAUGUGUACUAUAAUACCAGGUAGCACAGUUCUUUAAAAUCACCUGCAUUAAAUAAGUGAGCAUUUACACAUGCCGGGUAAAGCAGAGGAGGGAAAAACCAAGUAAAAUGAGGAGGCUUCUGUCUUCCCUCAAGCCUCCCCUCAGCUGGACAUACCUGAGAACUUUGAAAGCUGUUCUUUCUGUUAACUUACUAUCAGUUGAUGGGCACUUCUCUAAGUUUCUUUAGAGGAGAAAGAAAUAAUUCUGGAAUAAGUUAAAUUCCAUCUCAGUUUUCGAUUCCUGGAGCAUCUCAGGAUGGUGGAAGUUUGCCAAAGAUGAUGACUUUGGAGUUCUCAGAAUUGGGCUUCCUCCAUGAUGGCAGUUAGAGGUGGCUACAGUGUCGGAAAAGUCCCGUAUAAUGGAACUAGAAAAAGACCUAGCAUUGAGAGCACAGGAGGUAGCUGAACUGCGGAGGAGGCUAGAGUCCCAUAAACCUGCUGGGGAUGUUGACAUGUCACUCUCCUUUUUGCAAGAGAUAAGCUCUUUGCAAGAAAAAUUAGAAGCCGCCCAUACUGACCACCAGAGAGAAAUCGCUUCUCUGAAGGAGCAGUUUGGAGCCCGUGAAGAAACACAUCAGAAGGAGAUAAAGGCUCUUCAGGCUGCCACAGAGAAGCUUUCCAAAGAGAACGAGUCAUUGAAAAGCAAGCUUGAUCAUGCCAACAAGGAGAACUCCGAUGUGAUAGCCCUGUGGAAGUCCAAGCUGGAGACGGCCAUCGCAUCCCACCAGCAGGCAAUGGAGGAGCUGAAAGUGUCCUUCAGUAAGGGGGUCGGGACAGAGACGGCAGAGUUUGCAGAGUUAAAAACACAGAUAGAGAAGAUGAGACUAGAUUACCAGCACGAAAUAGAAACUCUGCAGAACAAACAAGACUCUGAAAGGUCUGCUCACGCUAAAGAGAUAGAAGCCCUCAGAGGUAAGCUGAUGGCGGUCAUUACAGAAAAGGAGAGCAGCCUGGAAGCUGUCAAGGCGAAACUGGACAAAGUGGAAGACCAGCAUCUAGUAGAAAUGGAGGACACCUUAAACAAACUGCAGGAAGCUGAAAUAAAGGUAAAGGAGCUAGAGAUACUACAAGCCAAAUGCAGUGAGCAAACCAAGGUUAUUGAUAAUUUUACAUCGCAGCUCAAGGCUACUGAAGAAAAGCUCUUGGAUCUCGAUGCACUUCAGAAAGCCAGUUCCGAAGGUAAAUCGGAAAUCGAGAAACUUAGACAGCAGCUUGAGGCAGCUGAGAAACAGAUUAAAAAUUUAGAGAUUGAAAAGAAUACUGAGAGUGGCAAGGCUAGUAGCAUUACCAGGGAGCUGCAGGGGAAAGAGCUAACACUCAAUAGCCUUCAGGAAAACUUGAGUGAAGUCAGUCAAGUGAAAGAGGCUUUGGAAAAAGAACUUCAGAUUUUGAAAGAAAAGUUUGCUAAUGCUUCGGAGGAGGCGGUCUCUAUUCAGAGAAGCAUGCAAGAAACUGUAAAUAAAUUACACCAGAAGGAGGAACAGUUUAACGCACUGUCUGCUGAAUUGGAGAAGUUGAGAGAAAAUUUAACAGAUAUGGAGGCAAAAUUUAGAGAGAGAGAUGAAAGAGAAGAGCAGUUGAUAAAGGCGAAAGAAAAGUUGGAGAACGACAUUGCAGAAAUAAUGAAGAUGUCUGGAGAUAACUCUUCUCAGCUGACAAAAAUGAAUGACGAGUUACGUCUGAAAGAAAGAAAUGUAGAAGAAUUACAGCUAAAACUUACAAAGGCUAAUGAAAACGCAAGCUUUCUGCAGAAGAGUAUUGGGGAGGUCACUCUCCAGGCAGAACAGAGCCAGCAGGAAGCAGCUAAAAAGCAUGAGGAGGAAAAGAAAGAGCUGCUGAGGAAGUUGUUGGACCUGGAAAAAAAGAUGGAAAUGAGCCACAACCAGUGCCAGGAUCUGAAGGCCAGGUUCGAGGAAGCCAGUUGUGAGACAAAGGCGAAGCAUGAAGCUGUCCUGCAGAGCUUGCAGAAGAUGCUGUCGGACACGGAGCAGAGGCUGAAGGCCGCGCAGGAGGAGAACAGCGACUUGAUGCAGGAGAUGGCGGAACUGAAAAAGCAAGCCGACAAAGCCAGAUCGCUAACUUAUUUGUUAACAUCAGCCAAAAAAGAAAUUGAACUAAUGUCAGAAGAGCUGAGGGGUCUGAAGUCAGAGAAGCAGCUUCUUGCACAGGAGGGAAAUGCUUUAAAGCUAGAAAAAGGUUCACUUUUAUCAAAGCUGGUAGAGGUGGAGGCCAAAAUAACUUUACUCCAGGAAGAUCAGCAGAAACUGUGGUCGGUAAAUGAAACUCUUCAUUUAGAAAAGGAGACGGUCUUAGAAGAGAAGCGAGAUGCUGAAAAGCUUUAUCAGCAGGAACAGCUCCAUAAGGAAUCUCUGGCUGUUGAGAGAGAGCAGUUGCUACGAGAAAUCAAUACUGCGCAGGAAGAACUUUUGAAGAUCAGUGUGGAAAAUGACGCUUUGCAGGCUUCCAGAGCAAGCUUGCAGACACUCGUGGAAGAGCUCCAGGUCAGCAAAGAUACUUUGAUUGCUGAGUCUAAGAAGGAUCAGGAAGAAAAAGAUCACCUGGAGGAUCAUAUCAAGAAGCUUGUUGCUGAAAACAUUGCCUUAGCUAAAGAUAAAGAUGAAAUUAUUCAGAAGCUCCAGAGCUCUUACGAGGAGCUAGUCAAAGAUCAGAAAACCUUGGUGCAGGAGAUUGAAGAUCUCACCACUGAGAAAAAGUCAGCUUUGGAGAAGCAGUCAGGUCUUGAUAACAUGUGCAUAGCCUUAAAAGUGGAAAGAGAAAAUCUUCUCCAGAGCAGCAAAGAUCUGCAGUUUGAGAAGGACAUGCUUCUUCAAGAUCAGGAAAAGCUGAGCGCCAGCCUGGAGGCUGCCCUCCAGAUCAAGCAGCUGCUCAGCACAGAAGCCAGUGGGCUCCGCACACAGCUAGAUGAUGCCCAGCGGGCUCUGAGGAAGGCUGAGCUGGAGAUGAGGCAACUUCAGGCUACAAACACCAGCCUCACCAAGCUCCUGGAAGAAAUCAAGGCUAGUCGGGAGAUCACAGACUCCGAGUGCAUCCAGCUUCUUCAUGAAAAAGAAACCUUGGCCUCAUCUGAGAGAAGACUCUUGGCUGAAAAAGAAGAACUUCUAUGUGAAAACAGGCUCAUCGCUGAAAAACUGAAGAAAUGCUCGGAAGAGGCCACCCAUAUUGAGAUGAGCCUGAACGAGAAGAUCACCUACCUAACUUCUGAGAAGGAGGUGGUAUGUCAGAAAAUUACUAAGCUCAAAAAGCAGCAUGACAGUCUCUUGAAGGAAAAGUCUGUCCUGGAAAUGCAAAAUGGAGAUUUGCUUGCAGAGAGAGAGAAUUCCAUGAAAACCGUAGGAGACCUCAAAAGGAAAUACGAUCAAGAGUCUGCCAACAGAAGAAUCAUAGUGCACGAGAAGAUGAAACUCCUUGGUAAUCUCGACACUCUGAAGAAGGAGCUUCAGGAGAGGAAAAGGGAAACCCAAGAGCUGGCAGCCACCAAGCAUGAGCUUUCUCUGAUGCUGAAAGAGGCCCAGAAUGCCAGGAAGAGUCUAGAAAAAGAGCAUACGAGCACCCUGCAAGCAAAGGAGAGUCUGAAUGCCGAACUUCAGACGUGCUGUUCUGAAAAGAGCAUCUUGCUGAGGGACAGGCUGAGCCUGCAAGAAGAGUGUCAGAGACUAAACGAGGAGAUCCACACCAUGCAGCAGUCCUUCAUCCUGGAAAAGGAAGCCAGAGCACAGGAAAACGAGUCGUCCCUGUAUGAAAACAAUAAACUUCACGGGAGGAUGGUGCUCCUAGAGCAGGAGCUGGAAGAGUUACAAGUGUGUACUAAGCAGCUGCAGUCUGAAAAUUUUGUGCUCGUCCAAGAGAAGACCAAAUCAGAACAGAAAGUGGUGGAGAUAAUUAAGGAGAAGGAGCUCUUGAGUGCAGAAACGGCUCGGCUCGCUGCCAAUAUAGAGACUCUGAAGAGCGAUUUCACCACCUUGUCCAAAUCCAAGUUGGAGCUGCAGGAACUGCACAGCUACCUCACCAGGAUCCUGGACGACCUCCGACUGAAGCAUGAGAUGACGUUGGCCGAUGGUGCCAAGGUGGCACAGGACAACAAGAACCUCCUGGCCGAGAAGAGAGAUGUGAUGCUGGCCAAGGAGGAGCUCCUGAAGGAGAAGGAAAGGCUGGCGGAAAGCUACUUCAUCCUUCAGAAAGAGAUUAGCCAGUUGGCCAAAACCAACAGCCAUAUCUCAACCAACCUCCUAGAAUCACAAAAUGAAAACCGUAUUUUGAGGAAAGACAAGAGCAAGCUCACUCUUAAAAUUAGAGAGCUCGAGACUCUUCAGUCAUUUACGGUAAAAUGGGAGGGUCAGGGACCAGGCCUGGACUACUAACCCCGGGCACUAACU